Molecule: messenger RNA, 2123 nt
Organism: Ceratitis capitata (Mediterranean fruit fly)
Lineage: Eukaryota; Metazoa; Arthropoda; Insecta; Diptera; Tephritidae
Product: 3'-5' ssDNA/RNA exonuclease TatD
Exons: 5
Coding region: 374-1360 (328 amino acids)
Cellular component (GO): cytosol
Molecular function (GO): single-stranded DNA 3'-5' DNA exonuclease activity
Source: RefSeq, a predicted model, not a curated record
CUAGUAUUUUACUAAUUUUCUUGGCCGCCAGCUGCCAGCAGUCGUGGAAAAUUUCAAUAAUAAUUUUGUUUUUUUAUACAAAACUAAUGUUUUAAAGGUGCUCAAUUUGUGCGUUAUACUUUUAAGUUUCAUACUUGCAUUGUGUUUAUUGCAUACAACAUCUCCUUCAACGCUUCUCAUAAUUUUUUCACACUAUUCAAAGAUAUUCAUCAUAAUUAAUGUGCAUCUAAAUUAUAUUUCCACUGUGUGCUAUUAUUAUUUCGUCAUUCCUAUUUUCGUCAAAAGACAACGUGCAAGCACCAUACGAUUUAAGAGAUAACACGACUACUCAUUGAAGUUACGAACGUAAACAAACAAAAAAAUAACUACGAUAAUGGCACAAUCCGUUGCUGGUGCAACCAACUCUGCUAAUACAAGCGCUGGCGCUGGUAUGGCAAUCUCUAAAAAUUUGGGCGUCGGUGUGGAUAUAGAUAUAGUGGAUAUGAAGCAUUGCUUCGAAAAUCUUAUAGUGAUAGAUGCGGGCGCAAAUUUGACAAAUAAAAAAUAUAGCCGUGAUCUGGAAUCAGUAAUACAAAGGGCAAAAGAUGCAGGUGUUCAAAAAAUUAUGGUUCCUGGUACAUCAGUGAAAUCUAGCAAGGAAGCGCUACGCUUGUCACGAAUUUAUCCCGACAUAAUUUAUUCGACUGCUGGCAUACAUCCACACGACUCCAAAUCCAUUAUCGAAGAACCAAACACAUGGUUCGAAUUCGAACAUAUUGCGGCUUCACAGGAAUGCGUUGCCAUCGGACCCUGCGGCUUGGAUUAUCAACGUGAUUUCUCUGAACCGGAGGCACAAAAGGAGAUUUUCGAAAAGCAAAUACAUUUGGCUUGCCGAUUAAAUAAGCCACUCCUCAUACAUGAGCGUUCCGCGCAACAAGAUGUACUCGAUAUACUGGAUAAAUUCGAGAAUUUACCACCUGUGAUUGUAAGGGGUUUCAUGGGUACAGCCGACGAAGCAGUUGAAUAUCUCAAUAGAAGAUUCUAUAUUAGUUUAACUGGUUAUUUAUGCAAGGACAAAUCAGAUAGUGGAGUACGCAAACUCUUAGAAAAUGGUACACUUCCUAUAGAUAGACUGCUCGUUGAAACGGACUCGCCUUUCAUGUAUCCAAAUACAAGAGCUUCCAAGCUGCCGCAACAUGUUAAGACUGGUAUAACUGAGCGUUCACUUUUAUAUUUACAUAGGUACUGCACUUUUCAACGCAACGAGCCUUGUAGCUUACCCGCCAUAGUUGAAAUGAUAGCUGCAUUCAUGAAGAAGACACCAGAUGAAGUAGCUCUAGCCACUGCAUUCAAUGCAUUGAAACUCUUCGGUCUAUCCUAAAAUGUUACAAGGCUGUGAUUUUACUUAAUGUAGACUGUCAUAGUAUUCGUCACUAGAGAGAAAAAUGACAAUUUAUAGCAGGUACUUUACAAAAGUAAUAACAAUACGAGAAGAGAUGAAAUGCUGCGAAGAAAAUCAAAACGAAAGUGCCAAAUUUUUACAUGGUAAUUUAGUUUUUUCUUUCUUUUCCUUCAUGCAUAAAAAUGUAUAUAUGUUACAAUACAUUAAGAACUACAAGACUUCAUUUGUGCCUUAAAUGGAAAGUGCUAAAAAAAAAGCCGUAACGGUUGAUAUAAGAAAGGAGAAAACAAAAACAAGGAAACGAUUUAAGAAAUUAUAUUAUAAAACAUAAAAACAUAUUUAACGAUGUCGACGAUUAUUUAUUAAACAAAUCAUUAAUACUAACAACGACGUGUUUUCAAAACGCAUGCAAACCCACAAUAUACUCAAUUAAUCAAAUGAUUGGUUCGAAUGGAAUGAUUCGAAUCGCCUUAGUCUUAGUUGAGAACUCAUGGAAAAAUAGUAGUUUUUGUAAAUUUAUACAUCUACAUGUAUGUAAUUGGUAGCUAUUAUGAUGCAAAGUAAUGGGUUGGAUUGAAAAGGGAAUUUAGUUAUUUGAAUAUAGAACGAUUAAUGAAGGAAACGUGGAUAUAACGCGAGGUAUUUAUUGUUGUUGUUUGAGGUUAAGAAGAGAUGUCCCGUUCCGUCCUAUGAUAUACAAAUAUAAUUAUAUAAAAUAAAACAAAUUGCUGUAAUACUUUUA